AUGCCGAAAAUCAACAUUAAAGUGGUAGCUGCGGAAUCUCUAUACAAAAGAGAUGUAUUUCGCCAGCCGGAUCCAUUUGCUGUGAUCACCAUUGACGGAUCGCAGACGAAAACCACAAAAACUGCUCGGAAAACUUUGAACCCGUACUGGAACGAAUCUUUCAAUUUGGAUGCUUCAGAAGACUCGAUUCUCGUCAUUCAAGUGUUUGACCAGAAAAAAUUCAAAAAGAAGGACCAAGGUUUCUUGGGUGUCGUCAAUGUACGUUUGGGCGAUGUGAUUGACUUGUCUUUACCAAGCUCUGAGGAAACAAUCACGCGGGACUUGAAAAAGUCCAACGAAAAUUUGGCUGUUAGCGGACGUGUCAUUAUUGUUCUUAGUCAUUCUUCGAACAGCAACGGUGCCUCUACUAACAACAACGUUUCCUCUUCCAACGGACAUCUACUUCCUCCAACAACUCCUCACCCUGAAACAUCGUCACCUUCUGCCGAUUCUGGCUCAAACAGACAAUACUCUUCAUUCGAGGAUCAGUACGGUAGAUUGCCACCUGGAUGGGAAAGACGCACAGACAACUUUGGCCGUACUUACUACGUUGACCACAACUCUCGCACGACCACAUGGCAGAGACCUACGCUAGAACAGUCUGAGUCUGAGCGUGGUCAACAAAGACAAGAUACCACCGAGGCUGAAAGAAGGCAACACCGUGGACGUACCUUACCAGGAGAAACGCCACAAUCUCCAACCUUGAGCUCGGAAAAUGUCAGCACCGCUGGGCUGAUCACUGUCAAUUCCACGGGAGCAAAUACUCCUGUUAGCCCAGCAGCGGCUGUUUCCAUGGCUGCUACUGGUGCAACCACUAGAGGUUUGGGCGAGUUACCUUCAGGUUGGGAACAAAGAUUUACCAACGAAGGUAGACCCUACUUUGUGGACCACAACACACGUACUACCACAUGGGUUGAUCCUAGAAGACAACAGUACAUUCGGACGUUUGGCCCUAAUACCACAAUCCAGCAGCAACCUGUCAGUCAGUUAGGCCCAUUACCUUCGGGCUGGGAAAUGCGUUUGACGAACACUGCAAGAGUAUACUUUGUUGACCACAACACGAAAACUACAACUUGGGAUGAUCCACGUCUUCCUUCAUCCUUAGACCAAAAUGUUCCGCAGUACAAGAGAGAUUUCCGCCGGAAAGUGAUUUACUUCCGCUCACAACCAGCAUUGCGCAUCUUGCCUGGCCAGUGCCACAUCAAGGUCAGAAGAGAUCACAUUUUUGAGGACUCGUAUCAGGAGAUCAUGAGACAAACACCGGACGAUUUGAAAAAGAGAUUGAUGAUCAAAUUUGACGGUGAAGAGGGUUUGGACUAUGGUGGAGUAUCGCGUGAAUUCUUCUUUUUGCUUUCGCAUGAUAUGUUUAACCCAUUCUAUUGUCUUUUCGAGUACUCAAGUCACGACAACUACACUUUGCAAAUUAACCCUAAUUCUGGUAUUAACCCAGAGCAUUUGAACUAUUUCAAGUUCAUUGGCCGCGUGGUUGGCUUGGGUGUCUUCCAUAGGCGUUUCUUGGAUGCAUUUUUUGUUGGAGCGUUAUAUAAAAUGAUGUUGCGAAAGAAAGUGGUUUUGCAAGAUAUGGAAGGUGUGGAUGCGGAGUUUUACCGAUCUUUGCAGUGGAUCAUUGACAAUGAUAUUACAGGUGUGUUGGAUCUUACGUUCAGUGCAGAGGAUGACAAGUUUGGCCAAAUUGUUGAGGUGGAUUUGAAGCCUGGUGGAAGAGACAUUGAAGUAACAGAAGAAAACAAGCACGAAUAUGUUGAGUUGAUCUGUGAGUGGAAGAUCUACAAAAGAAUCGAGGAACAAUUUAAGGCAUUCAUUGAUGGUUUCAAUGAAUUGAUUCCUCAAGAAUUGGUAAACGUCUUCGAUGAACGAGAGUUGGAAUUGUUGAUUGGUGGUUUGGCUGAAAUCGAUGUUGAGGACUGGAAAAAGCACACUGACUAUAGAGGCUACCAAGAGAACGACCAGGUAAUCCAAUGGUUCUGGAAGUGCAUUAAAGAGUGGGACUCUGAACAGAAGGCCAGAUUGUUGCAGUUCACUACUGGUACCUCCAGAAUUCCUGUCAAUGGUUUCAAAGAUUUGCAAGGCUCUGACGGACCUAGAAGAUUUACUAUUGAAAAAGCUGGAGAGCCAAAUCAAUUACCAAAGUCCCACACAUGCUUUAACAGGGUGGACUUGCCCCCAUAUACUUCUUACGAAAGCUUAAAGCAGAAGCUUACGUUGGCAGUUGAGGAAACAGUGGGUUUUGGUCAAGAGUAA
Clavispora lusitaniae ATCC 42720 is the source of this 2301-nucleotide messenger RNA. It is a transcript of the gene RSP5, whose product is annotated as NEDD4 family E3 ubiquitin-protein ligase. NCBI's taxonomy places the organism in Eukaryota, Fungi, Ascomycota, Pichiomycetes, Serinales, Metschnikowiaceae. Gene Ontology annotation, molecular function: protein binding; ubiquitin protein ligase activity. The record is from RefSeq and is a predicted model, not a curated record. Gene Ontology annotation, biological process: ubiquitin-dependent protein catabolic process; protein polyubiquitination. Gene Ontology annotation, cellular component: cytoplasm.